AUGUCAUUCCUGUCAACACCUGCUCACCUUGUUGGCACUGUGUCAGUGCGGGAUGCACAGCUCGAAAGGGCUAUCGAUUCAUUCCCUAUAUAUAGCAACGCCGAAAUAUACGUUGGUCGUGAUCCAAGGCGAUGUAACCAUGUCGUGAACGACCCAGUCAUCUCCAACAUUCACCUUCGGAUCUACACAAUAAUAUUUGACCGAGAAAACCCCGAUGAAGUUGCGCCUUUAGUGUUUGAAGACCAGUUCAAGGUUACGUCGGAAAAGUUGGGAUCUGGAGCUUACGGGCAAGUACAUAUGGCAUUUAAUAAGGACACUGGCCAGCAACUCGCCUGUAAGAUUGUCGACCUCCGUGCCUUGAAGAACAAGGUUAUUAGGGAAUCAGAAGAUCAGCAGUCUAGGCACUUUAAAGAAAACGCAUUUGCACACACCGGAAAAAGGUUGCUCGUUAUUCGUGCUUUCAAGGAAGCCCUUCAAAGGAAGAUCCAGGAGAAGCUUGACGUAUACAGCCGUGAGGCCAGAAUACUUGAGAGCCUCUGCCAUCCCAACAUCAUUAGUAUUGAGAAAGUGAUCGAAUCGAGCAAUACAAUUUACCUCUUCCAAGAACUCGUUACGGCUGGUGACCUAUUCUCCUACAUACAAUAUAAAGGCGGAAAAUUAGAUGAUAUUGAAGCCGCAGUCAUCGUGCGACAGGUCCUGAUGGCCUUGGACUAUCUGCAUCAACGGGAAAUUGUCCAUCGGGAUCUAAAGCCAGACAAUAUACUGAUGACAUCUCUAGCAGAUGGAUGCAGAGUCGUACUCACCGAUUUCGGAUGUGCCAGACUUGUGCGGCCAACUGUUGAGCGGAUGUCUACGCUGAUCGGCACAUUCGACUACAGCGCCCCCGAGAUGCUCAAGUCCAAGCAAGGCUAUACAAAAGCCGUAGAUUUGUGGUCACUGGGCUGUGUAGCAGCCGUGCUCCUGACCGGGGACAUUCCAUUUAAGAACUCAUUGACUGCUGAUUCGACAGAUCUUUCUCGAGAGCGUGACCUUGAGAAACUCGAAGCCGACAUGGAUUGGAACAAAAUCGGACAACGCGCGAGGGACUUUGUUCGCAGGCUUCUUGUGUUUGAUGAAGCGAAGCGCAUAGACGUUAAACAAGCGCUGAAUCAUAACUGGUUCACCAACCCAGCUCAUCGAGUGGAGUUCGAAGCGCUGUACCGACGAGCGAUCAGAAGCUGGCGGCCUCGCUCGCAUAAGGGCUCCCUAAUAAUCAAACUGGGUACUUUAAUGAAAAUACCAGAACAAUGCAGCGAGCUUAUGCAGACCCUGUGCUCUGAUGGGUAUUCAAGAGUCGAUUCGGGGCAGUCAUAUGCUGCUAGAGAGAUACCACAUCAGAUGAGGGAUUCGCCAACACCAUCAGUCUCACAGGAGUAUGAGUUAGGGGGUGGAAAUUCCGCUUCCAUGUCCACGACUCUUUCAGACCCCGAGCUUCCACCGCACUGCUGCGUAGGGUACACAGACACAAGCCCACCACAACAUUUACAUACAAAUCAAGGCCGAGAUUUUCUUGACCCAGAUCCACAGGAAUCUAUCUAG
This is a messenger RNA of Aspergillus nomiae NRRL 13137, 1578 nucleotides long. Its product is annotated as putative calcium/calmodulin-dependent protein kinase type. The coding region runs from base 1 to 1578 and encodes 525 amino acids. Gene Ontology annotation, molecular function: protein kinase activity; protein binding; ATP binding. The record is from RefSeq and is a predicted model, not a curated record. The transcript has 6 exons. Lineage: Eukaryota; Fungi; Ascomycota; Eurotiomycetes; Eurotiales; Aspergillaceae. Gene Ontology annotation, biological process: protein phosphorylation.